AUGACUCGUAAACGCCGUAAUGGAGGACGCGCCAAGCACGGUCGUGGUCACGUAAAGGCUGUAAGGUGCACCAACUGCGCACGAUGCGUGCCAAAAGACAAGGCUAUCAAAAAGUUUGUGAUCAGAAACAUCGUUGAGGCGGCUGCCGUCAGAGAUAUCAACGAAGCCUCCGUCUAUGCUUCAUUCCAGCUUCCCAAGCUCUACGCAAAGCUCCAUUACUGCGUGUCAUGCGCCAUCCACAGUAAGGUAGUGAGGAACAGGUCCAAGAAAGACAGACGUAUCCGUACACCGCCUAAGAGCACCUUCCCAAGAGACAUGCAGAGACCACAAAAUGUGCAGAGGAAG
Brenthis ino (lesser marbled fritillary) is the source of this 345-nucleotide messenger RNA. The record is from the annotation of a GenBank genome assembly. NCBI's taxonomy places the organism in Eukaryota, Metazoa, Arthropoda, Insecta, Lepidoptera, Nymphalidae.